Messenger RNA from Varroa destructor (honeybee mite), 2023 nucleotides. RefSeq names its product chaperonin containing TCP1 subunit 5 (gene CCT5). Gene Ontology annotation, molecular function: ATP-dependent protein folding chaperone; ATP hydrolysis activity; ATP binding. Lineage: Eukaryota; Metazoa; Arthropoda; Arachnida; Mesostigmata; Varroidae. Gene Ontology annotation, biological process: protein folding. The record is from RefSeq and is a predicted model, not a curated record.
UAUCGUGUGUUUGGGGCUUGUUGGUGUGUCUAUCAUUCGAUGUCGUUGUAUAUGGAGUAUGUGUGUAGUCUGCACUCUUUACCCUAGCUCGUUAACGCUGCUAACACGACAGCCAGAGGCGGCCUGAUUCUGAGUUUCUUCUGCUGCGCGUGGUCAGGUAGCAACGAUUGUUCUUUUGCAGUUGUUGAAAACAAUUUUCUUUUGCUCUGCCGCGAUUUGCUUCAAUACGUCACCAUGUCGUCGAUUGGAACGCUCUCGUUCGACGAGUUCGGACGUCCGUUCAUCAUUAUCAAGGACCAGGACAAGAAAAAGCGGCUGCAAGGCAUCGAAGCGCUUAAGUCGCAUAUAUUAGCCGCAAAGGCUGUGGCUAACUCGAUCCGAACGUCCUUAGGCCCCAAAGGACUUGACAAGCUCAUGGUUUCAGCUGAUGGUGAUGUGACCAUUACAAAUGAUGGAGCUACAAUUCUCAAGAAAAUGGACGUCGAGCACCAGGUAGCCCGUCUUUUAGUGCAAUUGUCUCAAUCUCAAGAUGACGAAAUCGGCGACGGCACUACAGGUGUUGUCGUGCUUGCGGGAGCUUUGCUCGAGCAGGCCGAGCAGCUAUUGGACAGGGGCAUUCACCCGAUUCGUAUCGCUGACGGCUUCGACAUGGCUGCCAAAUGCGCGAUUGAUAACCUCGACAAAAUUGCAGGGUCUUUUCCUGUCAGCGACCGGGAAAAGCUCGUGAAGGUUGCAAUGACGACGCUCGGGUCGAAAAUUGUCAACAAGUGCCACCGUCAGUUUGCUGAAAUAGCGGUCGAUGCUGUUAUGGCGGUUGCAGACCCGGAACGGAAAGAUGUGAAUUUCGAAUUAAUCAAAAUUGAGGGCAAAUCAGGAGGUAAGCUCGAAGAUACAAUGCUAGUGAAGGGUGUCAUUGUUGAUAAAGAUAUGUCACAUCCACAAAUGCCCAAGGAGUUGAAGGACGUUAAGAUUGCCAUUCUGACCUGCCCAUUCGAGCCACCCAAGCCCAAAACAAAGCAUAAGCUCGACGUUACCAGUGUUGAGGACUACGAGAACCUACGCAAAUACGAAGCGGAGAAGUUCGACGAAAUGGUUGAACAAGUGAAGGCGACCGGCGCUAACCUCGUUAUUUGCCAGUGGGGUUUCGAUGAUGAGGCUAACCAUUUACUCCUGCAAAAGAAGCUACCAGCCGUACGUUGGGUUGGUGGCCCCGAGAUCGAGCUGAUUGCUAUUGCGACCGGUGGACGAAUUGUUCCUCGCUUCUCCGAGUUGACCGCGGACAAGCUUGGUAGAGCGGGAAUUGUUCGGGAGUUGAGCUUUGGGACGACAAAGGACCGCAUGCUUGUUAUUGAGGAGUGUCACAACUCAAAAGCUGUCACGAUCUUCAUCCGCGGUGGCAACAAGAUGAUUGUAGAUGAAGCCGAACGGUCAAUUCACGACGCCAUUUGUGUCAUUCGCAACUUGGUGCGUGACUCACGUGUCGUGUAUGGAGGUGGAGCUGCUGAGAUUUCGUGUGCUCUUGCUGUGGCCGAGGCAGCUGAUCGUUGUUUGGGCAGUCUUGAGCAAUAUCCAUUCCGUGCGUUCGCUGAUGCUCUUGAGGCGAUUCCGCUGGCUCUAGCAGAAAACAGUGGUCUACCGCCCAUCGAAACGCUGACAAGCGUCAAGAGUCGUCAAAACAAAGAAAAAAAGCCUUACCUUGGAAUUGACUGUAACCAAACUGGGACUAAUGAUAUGCAAGUUCAAAAUGUCCUUGAACCGUUAGGAUCGAAAAAGCAGCAGAUUAUGCUUGCAACCCAGCUCGUGCGCAUGAUUUUGAAAAUUGAUGAUAUUCACUCGCCAGCCAACCCCUUAGACUGAGCUCUAAGGACCUCAUCAGCGUUGAUGAGAAUGCAGGCAAAACCUUUUAAGACAUACGCACCUCAAAGGAUUGCCUUUCAUUCCUAACUAUUAUAUUAUUUUGCCAGAUUGUCUUUUAUGGGCAACGGAAAUAAAUACCCUUUAUAAUAAGGUUAAUUUAACUACA